This is a messenger RNA of Canariomyces notabilis, 976 nucleotides long. Its product is annotated as Spc24-domain-containing protein. NCBI's taxonomy places the organism in Eukaryota, Fungi, Ascomycota, Sordariomycetes, Sordariales, Chaetomiaceae. Gene Ontology annotation, biological process: chromosome segregation. Bases 179 to 787 code for a protein of 202 amino acids. Gene Ontology annotation, cellular component: Ndc80 complex. The record is from RefSeq and is a predicted model, not a curated record. Gene Ontology annotation, molecular function: microtubule binding. The transcript is spliced from 2 exons.
GCCAAGAUAUACACCAAACAACUCCCGAGACUCCACGCUGAAGACGCGACGAACAAGACACUUCCGUACUACCCCAUUGCGACAAUCGAAGGAAAACAGACAUCCAACCCCAUUUGGAACCAACACCGUUCAUACCUCAAGACACCCUACAUAAAACGCGACAUACAAGCCAGCCAAAAUGCUGCUCGAAGAAGACCCCUCCACCCUUAUCCGGCACACAAUAGCCAACUUCAACAUUGCUCCCGACAAGGCCGCCGUGGCGCGCGUGUCCGAGUCGCUGUCGACGCUGCAGCAGGCGCGGGAGCUGCGGGUGCGCGAGGCCGAGUCUAGCUUGCGCAAGCUGGCGCGGACGCUGGGGACGCUGUCGGCGCAGCACGCCGAGCUGACGGCGUCGCACUCGUCGGCGCAGCACGCCUCGGAAAUUGCCCGGCUCGACACUCAGAAAUUCCGCAUCGCAAAGGCCGCCUCGGACCUCGAGAUGGAGACGGAGCGCCUGCAGGCCCAGCUCGCCGACCUCCACGCCCGCCUGCAGGAGCUCGAGCUCCAGGGCGUCGAAGCAGCCGCCGACGGCGCCAAUGGCGGCGCAGGAGGCAUGGUGGAGGAUGAGGUCCUGUUAAGGCUCAAGGUCUACAGGAGCCUGGGCAUCGAGAUUGAGCGGGACAGCAAGGACGGCGAGUUCAGCCGCGUCGUGGUCAGGAAUGACCGCAAGGGGGAUGUUCAUGUGGUGAAUAUCGAUCGGAGGUUCUCGCGGUUUUGGUAUGCCAACUACUUUUGGCAAAGUCUUUGAUUACCUGGCCGCUUUGCACCGGUGUACGGGAAGGGGGCGGAUUAUCGGAUUGACGGCGUUCUGGAGUUUGACUGGAAGGGGAGGACAUUUGCACACACUAUACCACUGGGAUGUUUGCAGGGUUGGAGGAUGUGAUCGUGGGCUCUGUUUCGCUGCUAUUCAUCGCUCUCGCGUGCCCAGACCCGAAAU